Musa acuminata AAA Group (dessert banana) is the source of this 1057-nucleotide messenger RNA. Its product is annotated as agamous-like MADS-box protein MADS3. Gene Ontology annotation, molecular function: protein dimerization activity; DNA-binding transcription factor activity, RNA polymerase II-specific; RNA polymerase II cis-regulatory region sequence-specific DNA binding. The transcript has 8 exons. NCBI's taxonomy places the organism in Eukaryota, Viridiplantae, Streptophyta, Magnoliopsida, Zingiberales, Musaceae. Bases 138 to 866 code for a protein of 242 amino acids. The record is from RefSeq and is a predicted model, not a curated record. Gene Ontology annotation, cellular component: nucleus. Gene Ontology annotation, biological process: positive regulation of transcription by RNA polymerase II.
UAGGCAACAGUUGUCGUGCCCUAUCACUGUCACCUGUAAUAUUCUCUCAUCCCCCAACCAUAAUUAUAUUCUCUUCUUCUCCAACACAGCAUCAACGCAAAGCAAGAGGAGAGGAAGUGUGGGAGGGGAAGGACGACAUGGGGAGGGGACGAGUGGAGCUGAAGAGGAUCGAGAACAAGAUCAACCGGCAGGUCACCUUCUCCAAGCGGAGGAACGGGUUGCUGAAGAAGGCGUACGAGCUCUCCGUCCUCUGCGACGCCGAGGUCGCGCUCAUCAUCUUCUCCAGCCGCGGCAAGGUCUACGAGUUCGGCAGCGUUGGAACAAGCAAAACAUUAGAGCGAUAUCAACGUUGCUGUUACACAUCCCAGGAUUCUAACGUUGCUAAUCGUGAAGCACAGAAUUGGUACCAAGAAAUGGCCAAGUUGAAGACAAGGUUCGAGUCCCUGCAACGCUCCCAGAGGCAUUUGCUUGGGGAAGACCUCGGUCCACUGAGUGUGAAGGAACUGCAACAACUGGAAAGACAGCUUGAAUCUGCACUCUCACAGGCCCGGCAAAGAAAGACUCAGUUGAUGCUGGACCAGAUGGAAGAACUUCGGAAGAAAGAGCGUCAUCUUGGAGAAAUAAACAAGCAGCUGAAAGAGCAGAUCGAGGCAGAAGGUGCCACCUUCAGAGCUCUUCAAGGGCCAUGGUGCUCUGACGCAACCGCAGGCGGCAACGCGUUCCCCGUGCAGCCGCUGCAAUCCAGCGGGAUGGAUCGUGAACCCACGCUGCAGAUCGGGUAUCACCAGUUUGUUCCUCCCGAAGUCGUGGCGAUGCCCAGGAACUCAGCAGGAGAGAACAAUUUCAUGCUGGGUUGGGUGCCAUGACCGAUGAACCGGAAGAAGAAGAAGAAGAAGAAGAAACUGCCCUUUGUAGUGCUAUUGUUGUGCACUUUGUAGUACUUGUCGACGGACGUCUCGAGAAACUGCCCUACUUGGUGUAGAACAAACAUCCUGUGCUGCUAUGCUAAAGUUGUGCCAUCCAUCGCCUUCUUCUGCUUGAAGGUUUUCAGUUUCCA